This is a messenger RNA of Helobdella robusta, 1840 nucleotides long. RefSeq lists its product as hypothetical. Gene Ontology annotation, cellular component: plasma membrane. NCBI's taxonomy places the organism in Eukaryota, Metazoa, Annelida, Clitellata, Rhynchobdellida, Glossiphoniidae. The coding region runs from base 1 to 1257 and encodes 418 amino acids. Gene Ontology annotation, molecular function: monoatomic cation transmembrane transporter activity. The transcript has 9 exons. Gene Ontology annotation, biological process: monoatomic cation transport. The record is from RefSeq and is a predicted model, not a curated record.
AUGAAUGAGUCAACAUGGGAAAUCAUACGCGAGCUUAUGAUUCCGUACUUCAUUGCCGGCAUCGGCAUGGUUGCUGCUGGGUCCGUCCUCGACUAUUUCAAGCAAUGGAAAGUAUUUAUUGAAGUGCCUGAGGUUGUCAUAUUGGUUCCUGCUCUGCUUGGUUUGAAGGGCAAUCUUGAGAUGACCCUGGCUGCCAGGCUGUCCACUCAGUCCAAUCUAGGAAAGUUGGAUACAGUAUCAGAGUGCCUUGAGAUAUUUGGAGGCAACAUGGCUCUCACCCAACUGCAAGCUCUGGUGGUGGGUCUGCUGGCGUCCUUGCUGGCAAUCUUCUUCAGCUGGUUGCAAGCCAACGAUGUAAAUGGCUGGAAGGUUCUGAUGCUGUGUGCCAGCAGCUCACUCACUGCUUCACUGGCCAGCCUCUUUCUAGGACUUCUGAUGUGCAUGGUGGUGUUGUUUUCUCGCCAGCUGAAGAUCAAUCCCGAUAAUGUAGCCACUCCAAUAGCCGGCAGUCUCGGCGAUCUCACAACUACCAUCCUUCUCGCCAUUAUAUCCAAUUUUUUCCAUUCAUCUAUUGUACAGCUGCCUUCGUUCGUGUUUGUCAUAAUCAUACUCCUCAUCUGCAUGCUUCCAGUCCUAACUUGGAUCAGUGCAACUAACAAGUACACCAAACAUGUUCUGUAUUCUGGUUGGACUCCUAUCAUUGGAGCUAUGACCAUAAGUAGCAUCGGUGGAAUUGUGUUGGAUGAAACGAUCGUCAGGUACGAAGAGUUGGCAGUAUUUCAACUUGUAUUCAACGGCAUUGGUGGCAACCUGGUAGCCAUCCAGGCGAGCAAGCUAUCAACCUCCCUGUACAAGAUGGGCCAGCCUGGCCUCAUUGUCCACUACACCAUGACUGGACAUCGCACUAAUUUUCUGGGCGGGUUCUGCUGCGACAACUUGGGAUCCAAAUCGAUGAGAGCCCUGAUGUUGAUGGUGGUUCCCGGCCACAUGGUCUUCCUCCUGUGCAUCUGGACCGUGCAUCAAAACGAUCUGGAACUCAUAGAAGAGACUCACAACUUGAAAUUCACGUGCUUCUACCUGUCGGCCACGCUUAUACAGGUGUUAAUACUCUUGUACGCAGCCUAUUGGUUAGUAUUGUGGCAGUGGAACCUCAGUUUGGAUCCCGACACCUGCUCCAUCCCCUACCUGACCGCACUCGGUGACUUCCUCGGCAUCAUACUCCUAGCCGCUGCCUUCCAACUGCAUACCUAUUUCUGAAGAAUAUGUCCCAUACGAUGGAGCUUAUUUAUUAUUAUACUGCUGACUUAUCAUAGUAAUUAUUAUAUUCAUAUUAUUGUAAUUAUACGGUGGUUAAAUAUAUCAUCUAAGGUUAUCUCUUUUUUUUGUUUAAAUACGUCUUUCAUAAUUUUAAGAUGUACUACCUUCUUAGGUUUAUUUAUAUAAAUUUCCUAGUUUUAAUCUUAUUUAUGUUUCCAUUCAAGAAGAUUGGUAUUGUUUAUGUUCUAGAGGUUUACACACUUGACAUUCAAAUUAAGUUUUGCGUUCUUUGUUAUACAUACUCAUACAUACAGUGUUUAUUAUACACUGUCCUGUGCGUGUUUGCAUGUGAAUAUUUGACGAUGGUACUCGUAUGUAUAUAUUCCAUGCAAGAUGUGAUUGACAUUAUAUUGGUUGUUGCUUUCUGCACGUUAUGUUAAUUGAAUGUUUUUAUUUGUAAAUCAAUUAACAAUGUUGUUAAUUAAUGUUAUUAUAACAUUUUUUUUAUCUAAAUUGCAUUAAACUUAUUUUAACGCACAUAUCAGCAGCAGCAAGAUAUUAAAAAAUGUAUUGUAGUAAAAAA